GCAUGAGAGAAUGCUGGAAUGGGAUAGGGCAUUCUUCAGCAUUAGUGAAUAAGGGAGACUGGUUGGUGGUCAGGUGGAGCUGCUCAGGCUGAGGCUGUCACCGUUCGAUGCUGAAGCUGUGUCACAGCAGUUGUGAUGAAAAGUCGGCUGCCUGCAGGUCAAAGUAAGCAGGGUCAGUGCCGUGUACCACAGGAGGCAUCGUCCAUCCUGACUGAUCAACGGUUUGGAUUCUGAAGCAUUGAGGCAGAAACAGCUACUAGUUCCAGAGAGAGAGAGAGAGAGAGACACACACACAGACAGAGAGCUGUUUGUCAACUCGGUCACUGUGCCCUAAUUUUCCUUAGAUGCAAAGAAAGACUUUGUGCAGAGCCUGAGCCCAAAGCCCUCGGGCUGACAACCUCAGAUGGCGGAGGCCCACCAGGCUGUGGCGUUUCAGUUCACCGUCACCCCCGAUGGCAUCGACUUGCACCUGAGCCAUGAGGCCCUGAAACAGGUCUACCUGUCCGGCCUGCGGUCGUGGAAAAAACGGUUCCGACGGUACAAAAACGGGAUCCUGACGGGGGUGUACCCCGCUAGCCCCUCCAGCUGGCUGUUUGUGGUGGUGGCUGUGAUCGCAACAAUGUAUGCCCGCGUCGACCCUUCCCUGGGGAUGAUCGAGAAGAUCAGGGGCCACCUGCCUACCAAUGGUUACCUGUCCAACCAGAGUGAGAACAUCCUGAGUGGUCUGCUCUUCGGCACGGGACUGUGGAUCGCCCUGGUCUUCACCAUGCGCCAGACACUGAAGCUGCUUCUUUCCUAUCACGGAUGGAUGUUCAUCCAACAUGGCAACACCCCAACCAACGUCAAGCUCUGGAUGCUGAUGGUGAAGAUCUUCUCUGGCCGCAAGCCCCUGACGUACAGUUUCCAGACCUCCCUUCCGCGACUCCCUGUGCCGACUGUGAAGGACACCAUGAGGAAGUACCUGGAGUCCGUCCGACCACUCCUGAGUGACGAGGAGUUCAAGCGAAUGCAGGCCCUGGCUCAGGACUUCGAGCUGAAGGUGGGACCGAGGCUUCAGUGGUAUCUGAAGCUCAAAUCCUGGUGGGCCACCAACUACGUCAGUGAUUGGUGGGAAGAGUACAUUUACCUCCGAGGACGUGGGCCCAUCAUGGUGAACAGCAAUUACUACGCAAUGGACUACCUGUACAUUAUUCCAACGCGGUCGCAAGCGGCUCGAGCAGGGAACACCAUCCACGCCAUGUUGCUCUACCGGCGUAAACUUGACCGUGAGGAGAUCCGCCCCAUUUACCUGCAGGACACUGCGGUUCCCCUCUGCUCCGCGCAGUUUGAGUGGCUGUUUAACACGACACGCAUCCCCUGCCAGUGUUCAGACACCCUGCAGCACCUGAAGGACAGCAAGCACAUUGCGGUGUACCACAGGGGCCGCUACUACAAGGUCUGGCUCUACCACAGCGGCCGGCUGCUCAGACCCUGCGAGAUCCAGGUGCAGAUGCAGAAGAUCCUCGACGACCCGUCGGAGCCCCAGCCCGGCGAGGAGAAGCUGGCGGCUCUGACCGCCGGUGACAGGGUGCCCUGGGCCAAAGCUCGCCGUUCCUUCUUCAGCCAGGGGAGGAACAAGCUGUCACUGGAGGCCAUCGAGAAGGCGGCUUUCUUUGUGACGUUGGACGAUACUGAACAGGGGUUUAGGAAGGAGGACCCAGUCGCCUCGCUGGAUAAUUACGCAAAAUCGUUGCUUCACGGCAAGUGCUACGACAGGUGGUUCGACAAGUCCUUGAGUUUUAUCAUUUUCAAGAACGGUAAAGUGGGUCUGAAUGCUGAACACUCCUGGGCAGAUGCACCCAUCAUCGGCCACUUGUGGGAGUACUUGCUGGCCACCGACCAGUUCCAACUCGGAUACACGGAGGAUGGGAAUUGUAAGGGAGAGCCUAAUUCCAGGAUCCCUGUACCCCAGCGACUGCAGUGGGAGAUCGGAGAGCCGUGCCAGGAAGUCAUCAGUCAGUCUCUGAAUGUGGCCCAGCAGCUUGCCAGUGAUGUGGACUUCCACUCUUUCCCCUUUGACAAGUUUGGGAAGGGCCUGAUCAAGCGGUGCCGGAUCAGUCCUGACGCCUUUGUCCAAAUGGCACUACAACUGGCGCAUUACCGGGACAAGGGUAAAUUCUGCCUCACCUACGAAGCCUCGAUGACCCGCCUGUUCAGAGAGGGUCGCACGGAGACCGUCCGCUCCUGCACCAGUCAGUCCACCAGGUUCGUUCUGGCCAUGGUGGACCCCUCUCAGACGAGUGAAGAGAAACUGAGGUUGUUUAAGCUGGCCGCUGAGAAGCACCAGAGCAUGUACCGUCAAGCCAUGACUGGGGGCGGCAUCGACCGCCACCUCUUCUGCCUCUACGUGGUGUCCAAGUACCUGGGAGUGGACUCCCCGUUCCUGAAAGAGGUCUUGUCUGAGCCGUGGAAGCUCUCCACCAGCCAGACCCCGCACCAGCAGGUUGACCUCUUCGACCUUAACCGGUACCCCGAGUACGUGUCAAGUGGCGGGGGAUUCGGGCCGGUUGCGGACGAUGGCUAUGGUGUAUCUUACAUAAUGGUCGGAGAAAAUCUCAUCAACAUGCACAUUUCAAGUAAAUUCUCCAGUCCCGAGACAGAUUCCCAUCGGUUUGGCAACCAUUUCCAACGAGCCAUGAUCGACAUCCUUGACCUGUUCAACCUGGACAAGAGGACCGGCAAGUAGCGGCAGUCCCGGCGAUGGAGUUGAGAGGACCGGUCCCCAAUUCCCCCCCCCCCACCCCCGGGGCAGUUGGUGCUGGCACCUGAUGUGGGACGACGAGAACCAUUUUGAACAUUGACAAAUUCGCUGCCUCCUGGGAGCCCUGCGCUGUUCUGUGAGUGCGCCAGCCCGUUCCCUGAGACAGCUCAGGCCGGGCAGGAACCUCCAGUCUGACGGCAGUGAGCAGGUCCUGUCAGGAGCUGGUGAUACCACUGUAAACUGCACCCCAAACUUUGGUCUAGGUUUACUGCACGAGAUCAGGUAGAUGCUCACUUCCCUUCUCUGCCGCAUUGUGAUUAUUAUGCAGAGCCUUUAUUUUAAUUGUCUGUCUCUGAACAGUGCUUGAUCAUAAUUGUCAGGGUUGUUCACCUCUACAGAAUAUCAUUGCAGAUCCCAGCUUGUGCAAGGAGGCACAGUAUCACAGCUUCUCCGAUGUCGCUAUUGGAAAAUUGUCUGACUUGGGGGGCCCGGGGUUCACAUGCUUCCCCAGACCCGACAUGGAGGUUUGUUGAUUUAGUGUGGAUAUUGUGUAAAGAACCAAUGAAUGUAUUGCAGGUGAUCUCAGCUGUUAAGUGAAUGCCAUAUGUAUUACGGAAUAAAGAGGUGGGGACCAUC
Messenger RNA from Pristis pectinata (smalltooth sawfish), 3376 nucleotides. Its product is annotated as carnitine O-palmitoyltransferase 1, liver isoform-like. Gene Ontology annotation, molecular function: carnitine O-palmitoyltransferase activity. The transcript is spliced from 20 exons. Gene Ontology annotation, cellular component: mitochondrion. The coding region runs from base 404 to 2725 and encodes 773 amino acids. Gene Ontology annotation, biological process: fatty acid metabolic process; carnitine metabolic process. The record is from RefSeq and is a predicted model, not a curated record. Lineage: Eukaryota; Metazoa; Chordata; Chondrichthyes; Rhinopristiformes; Pristidae.